AUGGCUUUGGCAAUAUUCAAUGAGUAUGCUGGGGUGCUUUCCAAUGUUAAUGCAUGUCGUGAAUUCUUCAGUUGGACGGCAUCAGUUAUAACGGCCACUCGUUCUUUACGGAACACCUCAGAGUUGCCAGAUGAAGACAAGACUGAAGGGCAAAUUGAGCGGCUGAAGGAUGAUCUUUGGAAGCUGGAGACAACAAUGCCCAAGAUGCUUGACCUCAUUGAUCGGGUCGAGUACCAAAGCCAUAAGAAACAAGCGGCUGAUCUCCUCCCGCAUAUCAAGAAUGCAGUCUUCGAAGCGGAGGACCUGCUUGAUGAGCUUGAUUACGACGCACUCAAGUGGAAACUUGAGUGCAGCAAGAAUUUGGGGCCAGAUCAAUUGCAUGAUACCUGUCUGGGAUUCUACGACAGUGUCAGAUCCAAUGGUUACAUCAGAAAAGUCAACAGAGUUCAGAAAAACCUAGAUCAUGUCCAUAAGCAGUCCAUGGAAAUGGGCUUGCACCAAGCGCAACUGAAGUUUGAUAAAUCAGUUAGGCCAGAAACAACUUCCAGCUUUAAUGAGGGAAAAAUGUUUGGUCGCAAAAAAGAAUUGAAGAAGUUGGUUGAAACACUAGGAGUUCGUGCCCCAAAGAGGGAAAGGACUGAAAGCAAAGCAAGAAUGACAGAGUUGCCUGUUUUGUCAAUUAUUGGGAUGGGAGGUGUUGGAAAGACAACAAUGGCCCAACACAUAUGCAAGGAUACAAAUGUAAAGACAGAUUUUGGCCCCAAAAAUAUAAUUUGGACAUGUGUUUCAGAUGACUUUGACAUUAAAAGGUUAAUGAAAGAGAUUAUAGAGCACCUUGGAGGUGAUGCGUCAUCUAAUAAUCUGAAUGUUCUUGAGAGAAAACUAAAAGGCUGUGUCAAGUCCAAAAAGUUUUUACUUGUCCUUGAUGACAUGUGGGAUGAUGUCUUGAAGGAUCAUGGGGUGGGAUGGAACAGUUUUUGUGCAUCUUUAAAAUAUGGUGCUGAAGGAAGUAGGAUUUUGGUCACCACUAGAUCUCCCGAGGUUGCUAAGCUAGUUAGCCUUAUGAAUAUUUAUGAGUUAAAGGGCUUACAAGCUGGGGUAUUCUGGGAUCUAUUCAAAUCUUGUGCAUUUGGAUCCACAAAUGCUUGCAACAACCGGGAGUCACUGGAGUGCAUUGGUGAGAAAAUUGUUCCAAAGCUGAAGGGCUCCCCAUUGGCUGCCAAGACUAUUGGACGCUUGCUGAGAAUGGAUCUAAGUACAACACAUUGGAAAAAUAUAAUGGAGAGUGAACUCUGGCAACUUGAACAAACGGAGACUGAUAUUCUGCCAGCCCUUCGACUGAGCUAUAUGUACCUACCACAGAAAUUGAAGAGAUGCUUCUCAAUUUGUGCAAUGUUUCCCAAGGAUCACAAAUUUGUGAAGGAUUUUCUAGCUGAUAUUUGGAUUGCACAAGGAUAUGCGUCGGGGCCCAAAGAAGCAUCACUGUGCUUUGAAGCCCUUGCAAAUCGUUCAUUCUUUCAGAAAGCAUCGCCGCACAGUGUUAAGUAUGUCAUUCAUGAUCUGAUGCAUGAUACGGCACAACUAGUCUCAAAGGAUGAGUGCUUCAUUAUAAAGCAUGCUAGUGACCUUGAUAAAGUUCCUUCAAAAGUCCGUCAUCUGUCAAUAUUCACAAACGGAGAUGUUAAGUGUUCUGAAUUGAAGAACAUAUGUAGCAAGAAAAAUUUGAGGUCUCUAGUGUGUGAUGAAUCAUAUAGCAAAUCAAAAGAUUUUGAGCCUGUGGUAAACUAUUGGUUCAAGGAACUAUUGAAAAUCCGUGUAUUGAGUUUUAAACUUUCCAAAGGAGGACAGCUACCUGAGAGCAUGGGCAACUCAAAGCAUCUGCGUUACCUAGGUUUACAUGGAACUUCUACUUUCAGCACACUCCCUUCAUCAGUUUGCCAUCUGCAUCAUCUCAAAGUUAUAGACUGUCGCAGCUGUGUGAUUGAAAGGUUUCCUCCAGGCUUCAGUGAUAUCCUCAGCUUAGAGAAAAUCAAUUCAAAGGGGCUUUCUUAUAACAAGGACAACUCUGGCAAGCUCUGCCUAAAAUGGCUCUGUAUGAAGACGAUGAAGAUGAUGGAAAAUCAGAUCGAAAUGUUACCUCACUGGAAGCUCCAACAUUUGAAUGUAGACUUUUACGGAGGCGAAUCUUAUCCUAGCUGGCUCCAGCCCAACCUCCUACCAAGGCUAAGUCUCCUUGGAUUUUAUAUGUGUCACCACUUGAAGAGCAUUCCAUUCUUUCUCCCGUUAGAGAGGUCACUUGACAAUACAGCUUGUUCAGACAACGUCAAUCGUCUUGAAGAGUUGAUCAUAAUGGGUUGUAGUCGAAUCAAUUGGCAAGGCUCGGUGGUCUUACCUACUUCUCUUAGAAAGCUAGUCCUUCAUAAUUCGGGCUAUUCCAUGGAUCACUUGGUGAGCAGCUUCAUUGACCUCACUUCCCUCACUUUUUUAAAUAUAAAGAACUGUGAAUCCUUAACAUCUAUUCCCCUGCACGUGUGGAGAAGCAAUCUUCCAUCUCUGGAGGAACUAGAUAUUCGUUCUUGUGAAAACCUUUCUUCAAUAGUCUCUGAAGCAAGUAACAGCAGCAGCAGUGUUACAGGAUUCUCAUCUCUUGCUAAGAUACGUAUUGAGAGGUGCUGCAAAUUAUUGACCUUUGAUGAAUUGCUGAAGCCAGAUUGUGUACCUGCUGUGAAGAUCGUCGCGGUUUCUGAUUGUAGAAUGUUGAUGUCCCUCUUUGUUGAUAGGCUCGCCUGGUUGCAGAAACUGGACAUUUCAGAUUGCUAUUUCAAGUUGAAUUCGCAGAGGGUAAUGAUAUUACCAUCCUCUCUUAAGCAGCUCUAUUUAUCGACUUGUGACGGCAUAGAAUCCAUCAACCUCGCCAAUAGCCAGUUGGGAAGUUCUCCAUUACUGGAGGUACUUAGCAUUAAGAACUGUCGAGGCCUCAAGUCCAUCGGUGGUGCAGCAGCUGUUGACAAAAUAAAGAAAGUGAAUAUACAGGAGUGUCCCGCGCUCAAUGAGAUACAACAGCCCCUCUGUCGCUGCCUGGUUGGCACUGCUGCUAAUGAGAUCAGAACUUGGCACCGAUUACAUGGGGAGAGGAACUUAACAGUGUGUCCGGUCUAA
This is a messenger RNA of Triticum turgidum subsp. durum (durum wheat), 3159 nucleotides long. NCBI's taxonomy places the organism in Eukaryota, Viridiplantae, Streptophyta, Magnoliopsida, Poales, Poaceae. The record is from the annotation of a GenBank genome assembly.